Molecule: messenger RNA, 1382 nt
Organism: Ipomoea nil (Japanese morning glory)
Lineage: Eukaryota; Viridiplantae; Streptophyta; Magnoliopsida; Solanales; Convolvulaceae
Product: sugar transporter ERD6-like 8
Exons: 18
Coding region: 1-1380 (459 amino acids)
Biological process (GO): transmembrane transport; carbohydrate transport
Cellular component (GO): membrane
Molecular function (GO): sugar transmembrane transporter activity
Source: RefSeq, a predicted model, not a curated record
AUGUCGGACGCAGAGAGAGGGCGUGAAGUGUCGGAGCCUCUCAUCGGCGAUGAAGAGAGUGUGGGAAUGGUUGUUUUCAGCACUAUUGUCGCCGUCUGCGGUUCCUACUCAUUCGGAACAUGCGUAGCAUAUUCAUCACCUGCCCAAUAUGAAUUAAUGUUGGAUCUCAACCUUUCAUAUUCCCAGUAUGCAGUUUUUGGAUCCAUUCUAACCAUUGGUGCGAUGCUUGGUGCAAUUACUUCUGGGAGGAUUGCGGAUCUUUUAGGAAGGAAAGGGGCCAUGUGGUUGUCAGCUAUAGUUUGCAUAAUUGGAUGGGUGGCAAUCUACUGGGCUUGGGGAACUAUAUCCUUAUACGUGGGCAGAUGCUUAACAGGAUACGCCAUUGGGAUUUUUUCAUAUGCGAUUCCCGUAUAUAUUGGAGAGAUUACACCGAGUAAACUGCGAGGAUUACUGUCAUCUAUAAAUCAGCUGUUGAUCGUUAUUGGGCUGUCUGCGACAUACGUCAUCGGUGCCUUUCUGUCAUGGAGGUUACUAGCUUUAACAGGACUUAUACCAUGUGGAAUAUUGUGUAUUGGUCUCUUUUUUAUUCCGGAGUCUCCAAGAUGGCUGGCUAUGAAAGGACGUGCUCAAGAAUUUGAUGCUGCUCUGAGAAAGCUUCGAGGACCACACGCUGAUAUAUCUGAAGAAGAGACCGCCAUACAAACGUCCCUGGACGUGCUUAAUGGACUUCCCAAAGCUACGAUAUUAACCAUGUUUGAUGAGAACAAUAUUCGUGCUGUUAUUAUUUCAGUAGGGUUGAUGGCAAUCCAGCAACUUGGGGGAAUUAAUGGAAUCAUAUUUUACUCAGAACAUAUCUUUACGGCUGCAGGUUUCAAUCCUAGUCUUGGAAGCAUUCUCUUCUCUCUUUUGCAGGUUGUGCUGACCGCAUUGGGCGCAUUCCUAAUGGACAGAGCUGGUAGAAGAAGCCUUCUCUUGUUGUCUUCAUCUGGCUUGCUAUUGGGAAAUCUACUUAUUGCAUUCUCAUUCCUUCUUCAGGACAAAGGAUAUGCUCUAGACUUGGUCCCCGACAUGGCCAUUGGAGGUGUUCUUGUUUACAUAGCUGCUUUCUCAAUGGGGAUGGGAGCAGUUCCUUGGAUCAUUAUGAGUGAGGUGUUCCCUUUACAUGUAAAGGGAAUAGGUGGAGCUAUGGUGACUCUGAUGAACUGGAUCACAACUUGGGCCGUUUCUUUCUCCUUUACCUUUCUCAUGCUGUGGAGUACAUAUGGUACAUUUUUAAUCUUUGCGGCUGUUUGUGCACUGGGAAUUGUGUUCAUAUACAAAAUGGUUCCAGAAACAAAAGGCAGAACUCUUGAAGAGAUUCACGCUUCACUCAAUUCAUAAGC